This is a messenger RNA of Fusarium venenatum, 3627 nucleotides long. Its product is annotated as CHAT domain-containing protein. The record is from RefSeq and is a predicted model, not a curated record. Gene Ontology annotation, molecular function: protein binding. Lineage: Eukaryota; Fungi; Ascomycota; Sordariomycetes; Hypocreales; Nectriaceae.
AUGCCCGACUCCACGCUAGAAGCUGCAAAGAGACGGGAGCAGCCAGAGCCGGAUAUGAGUAGCGCAUAUGAUGACCAGGAACUGGCUCUGGCAAUGUACAUGAACAGCCUCGGGCUUGAGCUACGAGAUCACUAUCAUGACACAUCGGGAGAAGAACAAACCCUGGAAGAAGCUGCAGAUAUGGCUGAGAGAGCCACAUUUGCCACUUCGAAUCAAGACCCUAACCUACCACGUUACUAUAACGAUCUCGGCCUUAUACUAUGGGAUCUGUAUUAUCACAAUGAGUGUUUUGAUACUCUUGAGCAGGCAAUCACUGCGGUCAAAAAAGCAAUAGACCUGACCUCGAAGACCGAUAUGAACAGAGUGCUAUAUCUCGAUAGAAUGUCCUAUAUGCUAUACGAUCGUGGAAGCUUGAAAGAAUCAUUCGAGGCUGCCAAAGAAGUGGUGCAAGAUUGUCCAGAGAAUCAUGAAGAGAGGUACGCAUGCGUUGAUUGGUUCGGGCGUGUUCUCUAUGAUCUGACUCUCGAUACCGGAUCAAUCCACGAACUCGAGCAUGGUUUGGAUACUGUACGACAGUCUGUCAAUAGCAUACCAGCCGACAAAUCAUACAGAGCUCAAUGCCUGUCAACACUGUCUGGAUUGCUACAUGAACAAUAUGGAGUCCGAAGUGGCAACAUUGACCCCGCUGAAGCCGUGCAAAUCGCGAGAGACGCCAUCGCCGCAGAACCAGAAGAUAGCCUGGAGAGAGCAACUUAUUUAUAUCGACUUGGACUAUUGCUAUCUGAGAUAUUCUAUUUCACCAGAGCCGGAAGUGACAUUGAAGAAUCGGUCAAGCUGCUCAGACAGGCCACAGCCGAGUAUUAUGAUGGUGACACUGAAUGGCCUUCUCGAUGGUAUGCCCUAGGAUCUUCUCUUGCACAUCGCUCAAUUGCUACAGGAUCACCAGAAGACCUUGAUGAAUCCAUUUCCAUCAUUAGAGAGAUUAUAGAAUUGUUACCAAAGGAUCAUGAGCGACACUUGAAGAUAUCGCUCCAUCUUGCAAGUCUAUUGAAGGAGCGUUAUAUACAGACCAAAGCGCAAUCAGAUUUCGACGAGGCAAUACGAGUUGUAGAAAUCAACCUGGCUGUAGCCCCAGAAGAUCAUCCGGAGAGAGGAAGGGCGUUUCACAUCCUUGGUAAUGCCGUGGGGGAAAGAUUUAACAUCACAGGAUCAAUGGAUGAUCUUGAUGAAUCUAUCAAGCAUGCUCAAAACGCAGUCCAAGCCACACCAGAAACACACCCAGAAUUUUCAGUCUUUAUCAUGAGCCUAGCCUCAGGACUUUCCGAUAGAUUUGGCCGAAUUGCAAGAUUGGCAGAUCUUGACGAAGCCAUUCGACUGUGUGAAAGAGCAUUGGAAGAAACGUCAGAGACAAGACUGUCGUGGAUACCGCUACUUCAUAAUAUGGCAGGAUCAUACAGAAAUAGAUUUCAAAGGUGUCGCAAGAUUUCCGACUUGGAGAGGUCUAUUGAACUCGGUCAGACAACAGUUGAUAGAUGUAGAAGAGACGACGUGAACCGACACCUCUAUCUUAGCGGUCUCGCAAUUUCACUGAAGACUCGGUUCCGUUACAAUCUGUCGAUGGAAGACCUCGAUACUGCUAUAGAUCUGGAGAAGGAAACACUGGAGAUAACUCCGACCGAUCAUAUCGACCACGCAUCAAAAUUACAUGCGGUAGGAAUUAGCGUAUCGUUACGAUAUAAACAGAAAAAUGAUGUAAGGGAUCUGGAGGAAGCCAUUAAUUUCGAAAAAAGAGCGCUUGAUGCUAUGGAUGAGGGUCAUUACCACCGGGCUGAAUCACUUUCCAGCAUGGGAAUAUAUCUCUUGUUACGGAGUGAAAUCACUGGAAACAAGGAUGAUGGACGGGAAGCAGCGCGACUCUACGAAAAGGCAAUAUUGCAGACACAGUCAUCAGUCCAAGAUCGAAUGGAAGCCGCUAGGAAUGUUAUGUACAUCUAUAGAGAACAAGAGGAGUGGCAGUUGGCGUACGAGGCUGCAGCGGCGGCGAUCGACAUGAUACCACAGUUGAUACUUCGAUCCCUUGGAAACGCAGAUAAACAAGAGCUUCUGAAAAAGGUUAGUGGCUUGUCUUCGGAUGCCGCUGGUCUGGCGCUUCAACUUGGCAAAGGACCUGCGAUAGCUCUGGACAUGUUGGAAAGAGGUCGUGGACUACUCGCGGCAUCUAUCGACGAAUUGCAUACCAACGUCAACGCCUUGAGAGAAGAGUUCCCGGAACUGGCAACAAAAUUUGUAUCCCUACGAGACCAACUGGGGCGGGACGACCUACCCCAACGAGAAAGUAGCUCUGCAUGGAACCAGGCCUCGGACAAGCGACACAAAGCUGGAGAGAAGUUUGACAAACUCAUUGCUGAAAUCCGUGGCCAACCUGGUUUUGAAGACUUUCUACUGCCCCCAACUGAGUGCAAGAUCAAAGAAACUGCUGAAUGUGGCCCAAUAAUUGUGGUCAAUACGAGUUUCUUACGAUGCGACGCUAUCAUAAUUGAGACGGACCAGAUCCUAUCAGUGCCUUUACCAAAAUUUGAUCGUCAAGACAUGAUGAGAUUCGUCAGAGAGGGCACCCUGCGAAGCUCUCUUGCUCUUGAGUGGUUGUGGACCUGUAUUGCUAGUCCUGUACUCAAUGCACUGGGUUUCGUCAAAACUCCAGACAGUGUUUGGCCUCAUGUAUGGUGGGUUAUGACCGGACUUCUGUCAAAGUUUCCCAUACAUGCAGCAGGGGAGCACUCGAAUGGCAGAUCAGACACGGUACUGGAUAGAGUUAUCUCAUCGUACCAGAACUCAGUGCAGUCAAUUAUUCGUGGUCGUAAACAGCCUUUCAAGGUGAAGCCCCUACAACAAGCACUUCUAGUGGGUAUGGAGAAGACUCCCGGUAGUUCAUAUUUACCUAACGCAAGGAACGAAGUAACUACUGUGCGAAAAGUUUGUGAGUCAAUGUCGAUCAAAACAGUCGAACCAGGGCCAGUUAAAGCAGCAAUCACUUCCCAACUGCUGCAGUCGGAAAUCUUUCACUAUGCUGGUCAUGCCUAUACAGACGGACACGAUCCAGCAGAGAGCUACUUAUGCUUAGGGGCUAAUAAGGCUGACUGCCUUACUGUUUCAAACCUCCUGGAUAUCAAUUUACAGAGGCAGUCCCCGUUUCUUGCCUACCUCUCUGCAUGCGGAACAGGAGAGAUUCAAUAUCACGAUUUAGCCGAUGAAGGUAUCCAUCUGAUUACUGCCUUUCAACUAUUGGGAUUUCGACAUGUUAUAGGAACUCUUUGGGCUGUUAUGGAUUCGUUGUGUGUAGAAUACGCGAGACUUGUUUACGAGUAUCUGAGAUAUCAUGGAACAUCCGACAGAGCCGUAGCUGAAGGACUGCAUCAUGCGGCGAAGAAAGCACGAGAUGCGUGGUUUGAGAAAGAAAAGAAUCAAAGAACUUUGUCAAAGAGAGUCAGGAAUAUGGCGAUUACUGAGGGUGUUGGGAGUGGAGGUGGCCAGGAGGUUACAAGGAAUGCUGGUACAAGAGAUGUCAUAGCCUGUGAGGAUAACGUAGAGUGGCCAGAUUGGAUUCCAUAUGUUCAUGUUGGAGUAUAA